Messenger RNA from Bubalus bubalis (water buffalo), 1326 nucleotides. It is a transcript of the gene C10H6orf58, whose product is annotated as chromosome 10 C6orf58 homolog. The record is from RefSeq and is a predicted model, not a curated record. The transcript has 6 exons. NCBI's taxonomy places the organism in Eukaryota, Metazoa, Chordata, Mammalia, Artiodactyla, Bovidae. The coding region runs from base 7 to 1038 and encodes 343 amino acids.
UCCAGCAUGUUGUCUCUCCUUGCUGCUUCGGCCUGUGUGCUGGUUGGUUGCAUUUUUGUUCCUUCAGCAGAAGUUUUUAGGCUCUCAGAUCAGUAUCUCCCACUGUGGAAUGAGACUCCUGGUCAGUUCAGUGACUACAGUGUGGAGAAUGGAAAGUACAUUAUUGAUCCCUGGGUAUACCCUAAGAGAAUGGGCAUGUAUAAAGUCCUCCUGAACAAGACAGCCAGUUAUUUUGAAAAAUUCGCACCAGAUAAUGAACAAAAUUUUUUAUGGGGAUUACCUUUGCAGCAUGGCUGGCAAUAUAAAACAGGCAGAUUGGUUGAUCCCACCCGAACGACAGACUGUGGCUAUGAAUCUGGAGAUCGUUUGUGCAUCUCUGUAGACAGUUGGUGGGCUGAUAUGAAUUACUUUCUCUGUGCACUGCCCUUCCUUGCUGCAGUUGAUUCUGGCAUAAUGGGGAUAUCAUCAGAUCAAGUGCUGCUUUUGCCACCAUCCAAGGACCAGACAAAGUUUUGUCUUAAUGUUUCUAGUUGUCAGUCCUCCUUUCCUUCAACAAUGAGGAAGUGGAAUGCCCUUUACCAGCAUUUGCAGUCACCUUCUAGUAGCUUCGAGGACUUAUUGAAGUACUUGUGGGAGGCACAUGUCUCAAGCUUGAAAGAUGGUUACAAAAUUUUUGAAGACAGGUUAGAAUAUUAUUCUAAACCAGAAGCGGGCUUUGGGAGAGAUUGGUGCGUGGUUUUGGACUAUCUAGCUGCAGCCAGCUUUCCCACAAUCUUUAGUACAGUAUCUGAGUUCCAGCAGGCCCUGCCACCUCGAGUGCUUGUGGAUGGGGACAAAGCUCCCUUCAUCAGCAACUUUACUGACCUUCAGAACAUACUCCUGCUUGGUCUAAAUCUUCUUCAUAAAGUGGAUAGCGCAACAGGUUCACUAUCUUUAACUAUAUGGAAAAUUUUAAUGAAGACACAGGCUGCAAAGAUGCUACUUCUAGAGAUUUUUGAAGCAAUUCUUGCAAUCUUUAAUCCAACAUCUCUGGGAUGAUUAGUGAAUCAAAAUGAACAAUUCUAACUUGCUGAGCAACAGUAAUAUCAAAAUUUAACACUGCCACAAUCAUACAGUUUUCUUGUUUCUGGUGUCUUUGACUUAUGCUUAUGUGUUAGGACUUUGUCCAUGCCUUCCCAUCUUCAGGUUCAAAUUAAUGCUAUCAUGAUUUUGCUCAAUUAAUAAUUCUUGAUUUUUAAAUUUAUUAAUACUUAAAAUGUUCAAGAUCUAAAGAAGAUUGUAUUAAUCUAUCAUAAACCAGCAAGAAAUAAAUAGACAAUAAACUUG